This is a messenger RNA of Trametes versicolor FP-101664 SS1, 2222 nucleotides long. RefSeq names its product ATP-dependent DNA helicase. Gene Ontology annotation, molecular function: 3'-5' DNA helicase activity; four-way junction helicase activity; nucleic acid binding. The record is from RefSeq and is a predicted model, not a curated record. Gene Ontology annotation, cellular component: cytoplasm; chromosome. The transcript has 14 exons. Gene Ontology annotation, biological process: double-strand break repair via homologous recombination. Bases 1 to 2154 code for a protein of 717 amino acids. Lineage: Eukaryota; Fungi; Basidiomycota; Agaricomycetes; Polyporales; Polyporaceae.
AUGAAGUCGGUCUUCGGCUUCGACAGUUUCCGCCUUUGUCAGGAAGGCAUCUGUAAUGCUAGCAUGGAUGGUCGUGAUGUUGUAGGGAUUAUGCCUACUGGGGGCGGCAAGUCCCUAGGAUACCAGCUGCCGGCACUCAUGGUGUCCGGGUGCACGUUGGUGAUUUCUCCUCUACUUGCUUUGAUAAGAGACCAAAUCAUGCACCUGAACGAAGCAGGCGUGGAUGCGGUCAUGUUAACCAGUGCCACCUCGCAAGCGGAGCAAAACAAUAUCUAUUCCCGGCUACGAGAAAUGGCUUCAGGCGCGUCGCACGCGCCGGAAAUCAAGUUAUGCUAUGUGACACCAGAAAAGAUCGCAAAAAGCAAGACUUUCACAUCUGCGCUUGAAAAGCUUUACAGAGUAAACAAGCUAGCUCGUUUUGUGAUAGACGAGGCGCACUGUGUCUCUCAGCAGGGACAUGACUUUCGACCAGACUAUCAACGACUCUCCUCACUCCGACAACUCUUCCCGUCGGUCCCCAUCUUGGCAUUAUCAGCCACAUGUCCACCAAUUGUGUUGAGGGAUCUCCUCAAAACACUGCAGAUGGGAGCACCAAUCAUCGGGACAGCUGCGACGACGAAAGGCACGGUCCUCUUUUCGGCGCCGUUGUACCGGAAGAACCUUCACUACAGCGUGCUACCAAAACCCUCUAGUGCACAGAGUAGCAUACGCGCCAUGUGCGACUACAUCCUCGAACACCACCCCAAAGACACGGGCAUUGUAUACUGCCUGAGCAAGAAGGACGCCGAGCACGUCGCAGAGGCUCUAUCGGAAGAGAGCGGUCGCAAGAUUCUGACGGGCGUGUACCACGCAGACGUUGCGGAUUCCGUCAAGGAAUCACUCCACAAGAAGUGGCGGAGUGGGCAAGUCAAGGUUGUUUGCGCGACCAUUGCGUUUGGGUUGGGCAUUGACAAGGGUGACGUGCGAUACGUCCUGCAUCACACGGUUCGUAAAUCAUUAGAUGGAUUCUACCAGGAGUCCGGGCGCGCUGGGCGCGACGGGAAAGAUGCUGACUGUGUUUUGUACUACCGUCCUCAAGACGCUACGCGCAUUGGUUCUUUAACCUGCGGCGACCACAACGGCGAAGAGAAAGUCCUUUCCAUGCUCAAAUUCGCUUGUGAUCUAGAAGAGUGCCGCAAAAUCCAGUUCGCGCGCUACUUCUCCGAGUCCUCCAACCUCUCGCUUCACUCAUGGGGCACCGCCGAAGAGGACGCGCUCGCGCGGUGCGGCCACUGUGACAACUGCACCCGCCCGCCCGAGACGGUCGACCGCCAGGACGCGCGCCUGCCCGCAUGGCAGCUUCUACGCAUCGCGGCCGCCGCGGAGCGCGCGCACCAACGCGUUACAAUGGCCCAGCUGUGCAAGCUCGCGCGUGGCCUGCGCGUCUCGGGCCUCGGCGAGGUUGACGGGGCGAAGGGCAAGGGGCGAGGCCGAGGCCGGGGACGCGGGGGAGCGCCGAAGGAGAGGGAGAAUGUGGACGUGCAGGAGGCCGCGGGGGGCAAGGUCGAGCUGUCGGAAGAGCACACGGAGGCCCUGUGCGUGCGCCUGCUCGUCGACGGCUUCUUCGAGAUGUCGUUCGCGCCGACCACGUACUCUGUGAACGUGUAUCUCAAGCCCUCCGACACGGCUGCGCGCUUCACGCGGUUCAGCCGCGCAGAGAUCGAGCAGGGCAAGGGGCCUGCGUUCGAGUGUGCGUUCUCCAAGAAGGUGCCGAAGCGCAGGGCUGCGAAGAAAGACAGCCAGGCCGCGAAGACGGACGCCACGCCACGCACUACCAAGGCGGCCUCGGGGAGCAGCAGCAACGCGCGGGGGAAGAGGAAGCGCGAGGUGAGCGAGAGCCUUGGAGAGGAAGAUGAGGACGACGAAGACGAGGAGGACGGCGACAUCGAUGAUGACCCAAUGGUCAAGCGGUUCAUCGCCGCCGACUCCGAUGUCGAGGAUUCCGAUGAGGCCGACAUGGAGUGGAGCACCACGCUACGGGAUGGCAAGCGUGCCGCGCCAGCGCCAGCCGCGCGAACCAUCUCGAAGCGACCGCGCAAGAGCCAAGUCAAGGAAGCGUCGAGCUCGAGCAGGACGCCGCCGUGGGGCGACGUGAUAGAGUUGUCGUCAGACUAGCGUUUCGGACCUGGUUGUAUCGGUGGACAGAGCUGUAGCAUAGCAUUGCGAUCAUAGUGUAUCCUAAU